This is a messenger RNA of Triticum dicoccoides, 1176 nucleotides long. RefSeq names its product protein trichome birefringence-like 34. The transcript is spliced from 5 exons. Gene Ontology annotation, molecular function: O-acetyltransferase activity. Gene Ontology annotation, cellular component: Golgi apparatus. NCBI's taxonomy places the organism in Eukaryota, Viridiplantae, Streptophyta, Magnoliopsida, Poales, Poaceae. Bases 1 to 1176 code for a protein of 391 amino acids. The record is from RefSeq and is a predicted model, not a curated record.
AUGCCUCCGCCACCCAUCACUGUUGCCGCCGGCGGUGGUCGGGGUGUGGACGAGUGCGACAUGUCCUCCGGCCGGUGGGUGUACGACGAGGAGGCGUACGCUCUGUACAAGGAGAGCGCUUGCCGGUUCAUGUCGGAGAACCUGGCGUGCGGGAGGUACGGCAGGACGGACCUCCGGUACCAGCACUGGCGGUGGCAGCCGCACGGUUGCGACCUUCCUAGGUACGUACUGAGGCUGCUGGAGAAGCUGCGCGGGAAGCAGCUGGCGUUCGUGGGCGACUCUCUGAACCGGAACCAGUGGGUGUCCAUGGUCUGCCUCAUCGACACCGCCACCCAGGGCCUUCACAAGACGCUCAUCUCCGCCGGAACCCUCGUCUCCUUCAACGUGCACAUGGAUCGGUAUCAAGAGUACAACGCGUCGGUGGACUUCUACUGGUCGCCGCUGCUGGUGGAGUCCAACUCCGACCACCCGGUGCGCCAUCGCGUCAUAGACCGCACCGUGGACGCCUCCUGCGGGAAUUUACACGCCCGGCACUGGACGUACGCCGACGUGCUCGUCUUCAACUCCUACCUCUGGUGGCGCCGCCCCUCCAUCGAAGUCCGGUGGGGGUCGUUCGAGGCACCUGCGGCGAAAGAGGACGAGUACUGCGGGGUGACCAAGGCGGUCGACGGCGUGCGCACUUUCGAGCUGGCGCUCGCGACGUGGGCCGACUGGCUCGAGUUCCACGUCGGCCGCGCACGCACCCGCCUCUUCUUCAUGACCAUGUCGCCGACUCACCUCCCCUCCGACGAGUGGGCCGACGACGCCGGCGGCGGCACCAGCCACGGGUGCUACAACGAGACGGAGCCGAUCGCUGCGGCGGAGGAGGGGGGCCGCUACCAGCGUGGCGUCACGGACCCGGCGUUCGCGCGUGCGGUAGAGGAGCAGGCGCGGCGUGGCGUCACGGCCCCGGCGUUCGCGCAUGCGGCAGAGGAGCAGGCGCGGCGGCUGGUGAACGUGACGGCGAUGUCGGAGCGGCGCAAGGACGCGCACCCGUCGGUGCACCGGCGGCAGUGGGAGCCCAUCACGGACGCGCAGGCGAGGGACGCGAGCAGCUACGCGGACUGCAUCCACCGGUGCCUCCCCGGCGUGCCCGACGUCUGGAACCAACUCCUCUACGCGCACAUCGUCUCAUGA